CGCCCACCGUGGAGAUCUUGUCGUCGUCAAUGAACAAGUUCGGCAAUGGGACCCUUGCAACUAAUAAAAAGUAAGCAAUAUAUGUUGUCCGAUUUAUCGUCGGUUGCGAGCCCGGCACUUUGGGUCAUUGUGAGACAGCUUUUACCCCACAUCUCUACCCUGUCACUCAAAGGCCUCUAACCAAUAGACCUAGCAGUAUUGCAUUUUGACGGUAGGCUGACAGGUAGUUCCUUGGCUAACGGAAAUCAACAAGACCUCGGCUAUAAUAAGAUCCGUAGGCUCCUCUACUUUGGGGUCGCGAAGCCGCUUCUCUUUCUCUCAUCUGCACCAUACCUGAGCACUCGGUUUGAGCUUGCCUCCUCAGCUUGGUGGCCAAAAAUCACCGAGAUAAACGGAAUUCGAAGAGUCUGACCUAGGUCUGCUCGGACGCUUAUAAACUUUAUUACGUUCUCUAUACCGCUGGCAAUAUGUUUGCGAUACAGCCUCUUGCCUCCACAUUGCAAACAAUAAAGGAGCAUUUAUUUCUGCUACUUUUCAUAGGCCUCAUUACCCGACUCCUUUACAACAGAUAUAGACCAGGACUCUACACUAUUCCUGGCCCUUGGCUUGCAGCAUGGACGGGACUAUGGCGUUUCUUCGACGUCCAGCGUGGCAAUGCACACUGGACGCACAUUGAGCUCCACAAAAAGUAUGGUCCGCUGGUACGCAUUGGACCGAACCAUGUAUCGGUCGGCGACCCGAAAGAGAUAGCCAACAUCUAUGGAUUGGCCAGAGGAUUUACGAAGACGGCUUUUUACCCCCUCCAGUCAAUCAGUUGGAAAGGAAAAUUCCAAAUGAACAUUUUCUCGACACGUGAUGAGGCCUACCACCGAGAACAAAAGCGCCCCAUAGCAAGUGCUUACAGCUUGUCGUCCCUCUUAGCCAAGGAGGAAGCAGUUGACUCUUGUUCGAUCAUUUUCAUGGAGAAAAUGAAGGACUUUGCCGACAGAAACGAAGCCGUGGACCUUGGCAUGUGGUUGCAGUAUUACGCUUUCGAUGUUGUUGGAGAGCUCAGCUUCGCGAAGAAGCUCGGUUUCCUGGAAAAAGGAGCAGACGUCGAUGGUAUGAUGGAGACCAUCGCGGGUAUAUUGGUAUAUGCCAGCCAGGUGGGCCAGCUCCCUGAGUUCCACCCGCUUCUGCUAGGAAAUCCAUUGUUUCCGAUUUUGAUGCCUUCAAUGGAAUCCUGGAACUCCGUUCUCACCUUCACUUUGAAAGCGCUCAAUUCCGUAAACGAGAACCUGAAGAUGAAGCGGAAUGCAGAGCUCGACCCCAGCGUUCUCGAAGCUAAGGGCGAUAUGCUGUCGCGCUGGUCAUCUGUUAGAUUAAAAAAUCCGGAAAAGAUGUCCACGCGAGACCUUAUCGUACACCUUAGCACCAACGUCUUUGCAGGAUCGGACACGACCGCCAUCGCGCUGCGCGCCAUCGUCUAUUUCCUUUGCAAGAACCCUGAAAAGAUGCGGAAGCUUGUUUCCCAGAUUGACGACGUCGACAACGCGGGACUUUUCAGUGACCCCGUCAGCUACAAGCAAGCCACCACACAUCUACCCUACCUCGGCGCCGUCAUCAAAGAAGCGAUGCGCCUGCAUCCCAGCGUGGGUCUCUUGCUCGAGCGGCACGUUCCCGCAGGCGGUGCCACGAUCUGCGGGCGCCACAUCCCCGGCGGAACGAUUGUCGGCGUGAAUGCGUGGGUCACGCAGCACGACGCAGCAGUGUUCCCCGAGCCCGAGGCGUUCAUCCCCGAACGCUGGCUUGAGAGUUCUCCGGAGAGGCUGAAGGAGAUGGAGCAGAGCUUCUUUGCGUUCGGAGGGGGCGCAAGGACCUGCAUGGGGAGAUGGAUUUCUUUGAUGGAAAUGUCCAAGAUUGUGCCGCAGUUGUUGAGAGAAUUCGAGGUCAGCUUGGAUAGGGCGGAUAGGAAGUGGAAGGUCAAGAAUGUGUGGUUUGUGCAGCAAGAGGGAUUGAUCUGCAGUCUGAAGAGGAGAAGGUGAGGUGAUAUAGGCAGAUGACAAGCCACUUUUGACGUACGUAGAGAUUCAAGAGGUGGUAUGGGGUGGUAUGGGGGGCAGUGCUGGGGAUAGAUAGAUAAGAAUAUAUAAAUCAAG
Aplosporella prunicola CBS 121167 is the source of this 2138-nucleotide messenger RNA. RefSeq lists its product as uncharacterized. The transcript has 3 exons. The coding region runs from base 468 to 2024 and encodes 518 amino acids. The record is from RefSeq and is a predicted model, not a curated record. NCBI's taxonomy places the organism in Eukaryota, Fungi, Ascomycota, Dothideomycetes, Botryosphaeriales, Aplosporellaceae. Gene Ontology annotation, molecular function: monooxygenase activity; oxidoreductase activity, acting on paired donors, with incorporation or reduction of molecular oxygen; iron ion binding.